Molecule: messenger RNA, 1657 nt
Organism: Tarenaya hassleriana
Lineage: Eukaryota; Viridiplantae; Streptophyta; Magnoliopsida; Brassicales; Cleomaceae
Product: serine carboxypeptidase-like 18
Exons: 12
Coding region: 308-1093 (261 amino acids)
Biological process (GO): proteolysis; secondary metabolic process
Molecular function (GO): acyltransferase activity, transferring groups other than amino-acyl groups; serine-type carboxypeptidase activity
Source: RefSeq, a predicted model, not a curated record
UGUCCGAAAACUCAAUCUUCAAACCCCGAAAAUCGGGAAAAUGGCGAAAGCUUGUCUUUGGUCGGUGUUGCUUCUGCUUCUCGUGAGCCAACACAUCGAUUCUGGUUCGGUCGUUAAGUUUCUUCCUGGCUUCGACGGUCCUCUUCCCAUCGAGUUCGAAACAGGGUAUGUGGGUGUUGGAGAAUCAGAGGAAGUGCAGUUGUUCUAUUACUUUGUAAAGUCUGAUUAGAAUCCAGAAGAAGACCCUCUUGUGGUCUGGUUAAAUGGAGGCCCUGGUUGUUCUUCCUUGUACGGCCUUCUUUACCAGAUGGACGAAGAUUACAAUGGAGGCGUGCCUUCUUUGGUCGCUACUACGUAUUCAUGGACAAAGGCAGCCAACAUAUUCUAUUUGGACCAACCUGUCGGAACCGGUUUCUCCUACGCAAGAACUCCGCUCGCCGAGAAACCGAGCGAUACGAGACAAGCAGAACAAGUAUCAGAUUUCGUCCGGAAGUGGCUCGUCGAUCAUCUGGAGUUUCUCUCCAAUCCGUUUUAUGUCACGGGAGACUCUUACGCCGGUUUGGUUGUCCCGGGAAUCGUUCAACAAAUCUCGAAAGGAAACGAGCAAGGAUCGAAACCUCGAGUGAAUCUUCAGGGUUAUGCCCUCGGAAACCCCGCAACCGAUGCUCGUUUCGAUGGUAACUACCAUACUCAGUAUGCUCAUGGAAUGGGGCUUAUCUCGGACGAGCUCUACGAGUCGCUAAAGAGAAGCUGUGGUGAAAAUUACAUAUCUCCUGGUAACUCGGAAUGCAUCAACCUCCUUCAAGACUAUGACAAGUGUGUUUCCAGGUUAUUCGAUGAGUUUAUUUUGAUUCCAAACUGUGAAAUAUCAUUGAGGACGUUUCCGCCACAAAGAAGGUACCUUAGAGGAGCUGUCGAUGGAAAUCUCUCCGUUCCAGGUCUUGAUUGCUAUGAACGUCGACGAUCGCUAAUUUACUAUUGGGCUAACGACGAAAGCGUACACCGAGCACUUCACGUCACGAAUGGAAGCAUUGGAACAUGGGUUAGAUGCAGAAGAGAUAUUCCGUACGAAGCAGCAUACCGUACCACGUGAACAACAGCAUCAAAGGAUACUGGUCUUUGAUUUUCAGUGCACAAAUAUUGGCUUAAUCCCGAGAAUUCACAAUCAAACAGCGGUGAUCAUGAUCUGAGGGUGCCAUUUCUCGGGACUCAAGCGUGGAUAAGAUCGCUAAACUACUCCAUUGUCGAUGAUUGGAGACCGUGGCUGAUGGAUAACCAAGUCGGCGGGUAAUGCACAUAAUCUUGUCGUCGUUUCUUUUUUCUCUUGAGGUGGGACCUCCUUCACCGGACCCCAUCUAACGGGAUGUUUUGUCCACCGGACUGGCCUUUUAUAUGAACUGAAACACGGUAGAGUUCAAACCGGAUGAGAGCUCCAUCAUGUUUCAGAGGUGGAUAAGUGGCAAAUCUCUUUAAUAACCCAUUUGGAGCAUUUAAUAUUCUCAUUGGAAAAAAAAGAUAUUUUAUGCCAUUUUUAUUCCAUGAAAUAAUCAUUUGAAACUCUGGUGCUGCUGUUCAUGGUUUCAGCAAAAUAAAAAGUUACAUGCCCAUGGAACAGUUUAUGAUUAUGAUUAUCGAUGAAUUUGACAGUAUCAUAUCA